Molecule: messenger RNA, 1748 nt
Organism: Amphibalanus amphitrite
Lineage: Eukaryota; Metazoa; Arthropoda; Thecostraca; Balanomorpha; Balanidae
Exons: 3
Coding region: 122-874 (250 amino acids)
Source: RefSeq, a predicted model, not a curated record
GCGGCCCGCGGAGCGUCGGCGCGACCGGCCGCCCGUUUGGCGCCAUUCCGGACGUUGGGUGGCGCGUGCGAGGAGGUCGUGGCGCGCGCGCGUCGGAGGCUGGACCGAGUGACGCGCCAAGAUGGCAGCGCUAACGAGCCUGGCGCUGGUGGGAGCCGUGCCGAUGACGGCUGAGGAGUACGAUAGAUCACGACUGCUGCCGUUCGUCCAUCACCUGCUGAACAGCGAGAUUGUGCGGAGGGUGCUCAGCAACUGGACGCCGCCACCGCCCCCCGAGACAGCCGACGCCGCGACCUCUGUGACCGAGGCGGAGCUGGCGGUGGCGGCGGCCCGCGGUCGAAUCGGACCGCCGCCGGACCUGGUGACGUGUCACCAGGUACCGCCAGAGGUCACCGACUACCGGGGAGCCUCUGCCGGGGAGCCGACCCCCGCGCAGCUGCAGGUGCGCCUGGAGAGGCUACAGGUGGUGCGCCGGGCGGCCGGGAGGGACCGGUCCCCGGGGGAUGUCCUCCGCCACAGCCCGCCGCCGCCGCCCGGGCCCGACUGGGGAAUUUCUCUGACUCCGUGUCUGCAUGAGGACGCUGCGGAGGACGCGGAUGAUGAGGACUCGGAGGACCAGCAGGAGGGGGGUCGCGGAGGACGAUCGGCGCGGCGGACCGGCGUCGGUCGCGAGCUGGGCGCCGUCGCCGACCGGCUCGACGCUCAGAGGUCCCUAGGGACGCCGAACAACGCACAGAGCAGGCGACCGAAAACUCCCGAUGAAGUGACCGAGGUGCCGGGACUCACCGGUGGCAUAGCGUCGACCGCUGUCACUGCCUGCGGCCUGGCCGCCCUGGGCUUCCUCGUCCGGCAAAUGUCCUCCUCUGACAGCUAAGCUGUCUAGGACGCUCCUGAGGUGGCUGUCGCUGCUGAAGGGGGUUUAUGGCGGCGUUGAAGCUGAGGACGUUGCUGAGGUCGUUGGCAGCCGUAUCUGCCAAAGGUUGCGUGUUUUUUGGGCUGCUGCGGACGACAGCUUAUUGGACUACUGCAUGGAUCUCAUCAGAGGGCCAAGUCUCUGAGGGCUGUCCUUGUCAGGGGACUGGCUUAAGAAUGACGGGGCCUCUAAGGCCACCGUUCACUGCCUUGUGACCCGCAGGUCGGGCCACAUAUCGAACAUUGAUGAACUCCGCGCGGUGUUUUCGUUCAUUUGGUCAUGGAUGUAAAAUACAAUUCUCAUCCAUGAUAUUGCUGUGAAUAAUUGCUUUAUUUGAGCGAUAAGUGUGAGUGAUGUUGUGCGAUGUAUGCGAUGUUCACGUUCGAGCUUUCAAGCCAUCGGGUGUCGGUCGGAGGUUCGCUCAAGUCUGACUCGGGACGGAUGGCCUUUAGGGCAAGUGUCGCUGGCGGUAACUGCAUCCAGGCUUUAUGGCCAUCUUUAUUUGGGAGAAACAUCAUUCUUGUCUGACUCAGAUUCCUAUAUGCAUGUUCUCAAAAGUCAAAUACUCUUCUCACUGAACCCGACAGUGAACGUGAGGCCGUGUCUGUCUUAUUCCGCGCAUACUCGUACGAUAGUUUUGUGCGGUUACCGUAAGCCUGGUACGGGGGAGUGCUAGGACCAACUGUGAACGGCUGUCGAGGAAGGGGUGCUUCCGACUCCGGCUGAUUUGUAUACUCUUUCGUAUUGGUCUCAUCGUUGUGUUGUGCUCAUGUUUACACCGCAUUUUGUACUGUGUGGCGUGUUCGCUGAAAUACAUGUCGGCUUUCAGUGUUAA